AUGCAACCUCGGUCGAUAAGAUGCGGCUUGCGAUUCGGCCGGGAGAAACCAGCAUUCCACUCCCAUCGAUGUUUCUCGACUAUCAAGACCCUCAACGCUAUCGAAGAGCCAUUUGCCUCUGUCGGUGUUCCUGAGUUCAGAAGCUUAGCUUUUGAGGCGGGAAAGCCUCUGGCGUUCAAGCAACCAAAUACGAUUCCAAAACGACCAUCCUUCCCAGCGUCGACGAAGUGGUUCAUGCAAGAUGAAGCCAGCCUAUCGCCGUUAUCUCACGGAGAACGUCCCAUGGGCUUUGCGCCGUACAUGGACCGAUUCGCUCAUCAUAUGCUUCCAUACGAAUUCAUGAGCCCACAGCUGUGCGAAGACACAGGCUUGGUUGUCGACACCACAAGCCAAUUCCUAACUUGGCUUGCGUCAGAUUCAGACCCCUUGGGUGCCGUGCUAGCCGGCAUCGUGCACGCCGCCGCUUACCCAGACGCCUCAGAGCCAAAGUUCUCCUCGUUCAGCGCUCCAUUGUUGCUGUUGCUCAAAGCAGUCGAGUUCAAUAAGCUGCACGAGAAGAAGCUUAAACAACUUUACGUCGCUCAGGCCCAGCUACCAGACCUACCAAUAGAACUGCAGGAAGAUCUUCCAGUGCCUCGCAUAGUCACAGAAGCUGGGAAGGGUGAUGUCUAUAGCUCAAGCAUAUGGCUCGGCUUAGAACCAACUUAUACACCGCUGCAUCGCGACCCGAACCCCAAUCUCUUUUGCCAGUUGAUUGGCAAAAAAACCAUCAGACUAUUGCCGCCUUUCUCUGGAGAUCGGUUGUACCGACGAGUGCAGACGCAGAUCCAGCAUUCCGGCAAUAGUCGAAUUCGAAUGUCUGAGAUGAUGGAGGGUCGAGAGAGGGUGGUUUUGAACACGGCCGUUUGGGGUAUGGAAGGCCCCGAAGACCUUAUCGAAGCGAAACUGGAUCCAGGCGACGCCUUAUUCAUUCCUAAGGGUUGGUGGCAUAGCGUCAAGAGUGGGCAUCACGACGGGCGGCUCAAUGCAUCUGUGAACUGGUGGUUCCGAUAA
Messenger RNA from Colletotrichum gloeosporioides, 1053 nucleotides. RefSeq names its product JmjC domain-containing protein C. Lineage: Eukaryota; Fungi; Ascomycota; Sordariomycetes; Glomerellales; Glomerellaceae. The record is from RefSeq and is a predicted model, not a curated record. Gene Ontology annotation, molecular function: 2-oxoglutarate-dependent dioxygenase activity. The transcript has a single exon. The coding region runs from base 1 to 1053 and encodes 350 amino acids.